AAUCUUUGCCAGUCCUUUGGCCUAAGGCCAUGUUGGACACCAUAAUCCUCAGGCUUGAUUGUGGCCUGGCCUCUGCUUGCAGAGCUCACUGCUACUGCCUGGGUUCCAGCAGGACCCAAGAGGCCUGCCGAGGGCCAUCUUCCAGAGGAUCUCCAUAGCCUGGGAGCCCAAGGGAGGUGGCCCAGGGCUGUGGGUUGAUGCUUCAGGUUAUAUACUAGCUGAAGAAGAGAAAGCAUCAAGUGCCGCUGAGGGCAGCUUGACAGAAAGUGGAAGGAAGUAGGGGUUUCUGGCAGACAGCGUGAUGGAAGACCACUGUUGAGUUCUAAAGAUGGAAAGUAGAUGUCUGAGUGUGUCUGUGGUGGAGUGAGGGAGUCUGUGAAGAAGUUGUGGUUCAUGAAUCUGCUUUGUAUCUCAAGGCCACACGUGAAGCUCUGUCUUGUGUGGUGAAGCCUGGAGGGCCACUUCUCCAUUUUACCCUGCAUAGGGGUCACCUGGGAGCUAGUGGAAAUGCAGGUUCCAAUUCGGGAGGUCUGGGUCCAAGAGCGGAAUUUCUCACAGCACUAUUUAUGACCCUUGUGAUGAAGCUUGUGCCUGGAUUGUACUUUGAGUACCAGGGCGUCAUGGAAACUCAGAGGCACGGCUGAUGGGGGACUGUGCUGAGAGAGGCCGAGGAGACUCUAGAAUGAGGCCUGUUUAAGGGUCCUCAACAUGAAAGCUAAAACUGUCGAGAGUAAUGGCUGGCAGUGGAGUGAAGAAAUCUGGAAACCCAGGUGCAGAAGGUGAAGACGGAUGUUAGGAGUCUGUGGGUGAAGACACUGGAAAAGCUUCAGCUAUAAAAAUGUGCACCAGUUGCCUCUUGAAGUGCCGUCAGCUGUAACCAAAGUUCCAGAUCCCAAGACCACAGCCAGGCGUUCCCGCUCCCAAGAACUGAAGACCAUGGAACUCUCUGACAGCGACCGCCCGGUCAGCUUUGGCUCCACGUCAUCCUCAGCCUCUUCUCGGGACAGCCAUGGUUCCUUUGGCAGCAGAAUAACCUUAGUGUCAAACAGCCACUUGGGCUUGUUUCACCAGGAUAAGGAAGCAGGGGCCAUAAAACUGGAGUUGAUUCCAGCCAGGCCGUUUUCCAGCAGUGAGCUGCAGAGGGAUAGCCCAGCCGGGCAACAGAGCACGGAGGAGGGCAGUGAAAGGCUACCCUGGGGCCCACGAAGAGUGGAGGCAAACGGAGCCACCAAAACCAGUGCAGAGUCAGCCACUAGCCCCAAGCUCCUCUAUGUGGAUAGAGUUGUUCAGGAAAUUCUGGAGACUGAAAGGACUUACGUGCAAGAUUUAAAAAGCAUCGUAGAGGAUUACCUUGACUGCAUCAGGGACCAAACGAAACUUCCUCUGGGGACAGAAGAACGAUCAGCCCUUUUUGGAAAUAUACGGGAUAUCUACCACUUCAAUAGUGAACUUCUGCAAGAUUUGGAAAACUGUGAAAAUGACCCCGUGGCCAUAGCAGAAUGUUUCGUGUCCAAGAGUGAAGAAUUCCACAUUUACACCCAGUAUUGCACCAACUAUCCAAGAUCAGUGGCUGUGCUAACAGAGUGCAUGAGGAACAAGACGCUGGCCAAAUUCUUCAGGGAGCGUCAGGAAACUUUGAAGCACUCGCUGCCUCUGGGGUCCUAUCUCUUGAAACCAGUUCAGCGGAUUCUCAAGUAUCACCUUCUUUUACAUGAAAUAGAAAAUCACCUUGACAAGGACACAGAAGGCUAUGAUGUGGUCCUUGAUGCUAUAGACACGAUGCAGCGGGUAGCUUGGCACAUCAAUGACAUGAAGCGGAAACAUGAACACGCAAUCCGGUUACAGGAGAUUCAGAGUUUGCUCACUAACUGGAAGGGGCCAGACCUGACCAGCUACGGGGAACUGGUACUUGAAGGAACCUUCCGCAUCCAGCGGGCCAAGAACGAGCGGACCCUCUUCCUCUUCGACAAGCUGCUUCUCAUCACAAAGAAGAGAGACGACACGUUUACAUACAAAGCUCACAUCCUGUGUGGCAACCUCAUGCUCGUGGAAGUGAUCCCCAAGGAGCCACUCAGUUUCAGCAUCUUCCACUACAAGAACCCCAAGCUGCAGCACACGGUUCAGGCAAAAUCCCAGCAAGACAAACGCCUGUGGGUUCUGCACCUGAAGAGACUGAUCCUGGAGAAUCAUGCAGCCAAGAUUCCAGCUAAGGCCAAGCAAGCAAUACUUGAAAUGGAUGCCAUUCAUUAUCCGGGCUUCUGCUACAGUCCUGAGGGAGAGACGAAGGCACUUUGUGGUUCUAAAGACGGUGCCACUCCUUAUCGGCUGAGAAGAAAAUCUGAACCUUCAUCAAGAUCACAUAAAGUUUUGAAGACAAGCGAAACAGCACAAGACAUCCGAAAGGUUUCCAGAGAGGAAGGGCCUCCACAGCGGACUUCCGCAGGGCCAUCUCCCGCCCAGAGGAACAGUCAGCCCAGCAGCUCUGCCAUCCUCAGCGUGAUUCGUGGGGGUGGAACCAUCAGAAACAUCUGGACGGAUCACCAGAUCAGGCAAGCCUUGUUUCCCAGCCGACGGUCCCCACAGGAGAAUGAGGAUGAUGAAGAUGAUUAUCAGAUGUUCGUGCCGUCCUUUUCCUCUUCAGAUCUGAACUCGACCAGACUGUGUGACGAUAGCACUUCAAGUCGUCCUUGCAGUUGGCACAUGGGACAGAUUGAGGCCACAGAGACCACCAGCUCUGGCCACAGGGUUGUUCGGCGGGCCAGCAGUGCUGGUGAGAGCAACACAUCCCCUCCUGAAAUAAGAACAAGGGACAGUGAUGGCUGUCAGUACAGGGAGCUGCAGAAUGACCCUAAAACAGAAGGCCAGGAUAGAAUGACUACCUUUGGGCCAUCUAUAGAGUUGACUAUUGAUGAUAUAGACCAUGUCUAUGAUAACAUAAGUUAUGAGGACUUAAAACUAAUGGUUGCUAAACGGGAAGACACUGACUCCACUCCCCCCAAAUUAGCCAGGGACUCUGUUCGGCCCAAGAGCACCCCAGAGCUGGCCUUCUCAAAGAGGCAAGCUGGCCACGAGAAGAGCUCUCUGCACACAAAGAGAGAUGGAGCUCUGACAGGUCGAGAGCUAUCGAACCAAAGCACACAUGAACUUGAGGUGGUUGAGGAAAAUAUCUACGACACUAUAGGGCUCCCAGAUCCACCCUCACUGGAUUUCAAAUGCAGCAGCCUAAAGCAUAACAAGAGGAGCACCUUCUUAGGUCUGGAAGCCGACUUUGCCUGCUGUGACAGCCUGAGGCCCUUCGUGUCCCAGGAUAGCCUCCAGUUCAGCGAGGAUGAAGCGCCUUACCACCCGGGACCUUCUGAUAAUGAUUACUUGAGUUUGCUGUAUAACUCUUUCAGCUGUAACUUGUCUAUAGCUGAUAAGUCUAUAUCUGAUAAACUGUCUGAAGAAGUAGAUGAAAUCUGGAAUGACCUGGAAAAUUACAUCAAGAAAAACGAAGUCAAAGCUAGAGACCGGCUCCUGGCAGCAUUUCCUGUCAGCAAAGAUGACGUGCAAGAUAGGCUGCACUCCGAGAGCACACCUGAGCUGAGCAAAGACACAGGACACGCCAUGUCCACACUCUCGCUCCCUGAGAGCCAUGCCUUCCUUACGCCGCUGAAAGACAGGCCUGGCAGAGCCAGCCGGGCCAGCUGCCCGUUCGAAGAAGACCUGAUAUCUAAAGAAGACUCCUUUAUGAGUCUUAACCGGCUAUCUCUGGCAAGUGAAGUGCCUCCCAUGGAAAAUCCCUAUGACUUGGCCAACAGCAGCCUGUCCCAAACAGACCUGGAAACCCCUGACCCUGGGGUGGAGGCCACAGAUAAGACAAAAAGCAGGGUUUUUAUGAUGGCGAGGCAGUACAGUCAGAAGAUCAAGAAGGCAAAUCAACUUUUAAAAGUGAAAAGCCCGGAGUUGGAACAGCCUCCUGCCAGCCAGCUGCAUAAAUCUGUGCAUAAAGAUCUGGCAGCCAUCUUGGAAGAGAAGAAGCAAGGAGGGCCUGCCAUCGGUGCCCGGAUUGCUGAGUAUUCCCAACUGUAUGACCAGAUUGUAUUCAGAGAGACUCCCUUUAAGAUUCAGAAGGACAGCUGGGCCAGCCCUCAAGAAUCUGCCAACCUCAGGUCUACGUUACCUUCCCAGGCCCAACAUGGUAGCGAGGAUUGGUUUUUGCAUUCAACCUAUAGUAAUGGAGAAUUAGCAGAUUUCUGUUCCCGACCAGAGCAAGACUCAAAGCCAAAAUAUCCCACAUUAGAGAUCAAUCCAAAAAGUACUCCAAGACAAUUGUCCACAGCUUGCUCCGUGCCUUCUCUUCAAACCUCCCACUCUCUGCUGGGCUCUAUGCAGAGACACAGCGUGGUAGUCAGUCAACCUAACAAAGAGAACUCAUGUCAUGGCCAUCUUUACAAUUCUUUGGGUCGAAAAGGAAUCAGUGCUAAAUCUCAGCCUUAUAACAGGUCCCAGUCAUCUUCCUCAGUCUUGAUAAACAAGUCCAUGGAGUCCAUCAACUACCCUAAUGAAACGGGAAAGAAACAACUGCUGUCUUUACACAAAAGCCCAAGGUGUGAGAGUCCCCAGGAUUUGCUGCUAGGUAUAGGUGACUCAUGUCAACAGGGCACUGAGAAAUGCUCAGAUCUCACUAUCCAAGACUCACAGAAAGUUCUGGUAGUAAAUAGAAAUGUGCCCUUAAAUGCCCAAAUAGCUACGCAGAACUAUUUUUCCAAUUUCAAAGAGACGGAAGGAGAUGAAGAUGACUAUGUAGAAAUAAAGUCAGAAGAAGAUGAGUCAGAAUUGGAGCUUUCUCACAGUCGCAGAACGAAGUCUGACUCAAAGAUCGUGGAUGCCGACUUUUCUGAUAAUGUCUGCAGCAACAACACGUCUUACUCUUUGAAUAGUCCAUGCACUCCCAAAAAGCCAAUAGGUGGCAAACUUGGGGUUUCACCCUACCUGACAUCAUACAACGAUUCUGAGAAACUGAAUGACUAUCUCUGGAGGAGCCCAUCUCCCAAUCAGCAAAAUAUUGUCCAGAGUCUAAGGGAAAAAUUUCAGUGUCUUAGUUCCAGCAGCUUUGCCUAAGGUUCUUAAUAGUAGCUUCCUGAGUUAACUUCUUAUUAUGCUCAUAAGUUACAGAUACUGAGAGGUAUUUUAUAUGUACCAGAUUAAAAUAAUUUUGUAAUAACCAGAGGUGUAAAAUAUACUUUCUUUUACAGCACAACUUUUUGAAACGGCUGGUGAUCCAGCCAGGAUUGUACUGUAGCCAAUGUCAGCAUCUGUGUUUUCUGAUGCUGGCUGUCUUCAUGUUUCAUGUAAGUCAAUCUUCCUUGAAAAUUUCUAGGCAUUUGUUUUUAACAAGAUGGCCAUGCUAUUGUUUUCUCCAUAUCCUGACAGUAGUGCCCAGACUUUAAGAAAUGCAAUAAUCCUCUCGUAUUAUUCAGAAGCCACAAGUAGUUUUAUCCUAGGACUCAAAGGCAGCAAGGAGGCAUUUCCACAUGUUUUAAAAAAGGAAAGGAAACAGAAGCUAUUUAAAGGAUUAUGCUUAUUAUAUCUGGCAUUUUUGUGCUAUCUAUGGCGAGACUCUAGAAUAACUUAAGCUAAAGAUGUCUAAUUGGAAUAGAGCAUAUGGUGUCCAUUUUAGGGUUUCUUAUGCUGGUAUUCCUACAUCAGUUCAUUAUAAUGCAGAACUUGUGUAACUAUUGGAAAUCAGAAUGUAACAAGACCAAUUUUCUAUAAGGCAAAAUCUUUACUUGGAUUCCUGGACAAUGCCUGGAGAAUGAGCAGCUCAUUGUGUUUAUUUUAAGAUUUCUGGGGUUAAAUGAAUGAUUCUCUCAAUGCGUUCAAGAAAACCAAGGGCAAGAAGACACAAAUUGACUUCAGUAUUAGAAAAGAUGGAUUACAUCUGGGAACAGCUUGAUUAGUGCCUCAUAGUUCAGUUGUGGGGAAGAAGAUAGAACCCUUCUUACUGUUGUUUGUGCCUGUCUCUAAUCAACACGAAGUAAACCACAAGCUAAAAUGAAACGAAGCACUUUAAAGUUACCCUUCCCAGGGCAGUUUUUCAUAUGAACUUCCAUGAGUUUUGUACCCAGCCAAAUGACCUGAUCCUAGCUUGGAGGAUUUCUUCAACUGCAAUGAAAUUUAUUUGCUAAACCAAAUGUAACAUGGGGCCUUAUUGCAUUGUUUUCCAGCAUAUAAAAGAACAGAAUUUUUGGUUAAUAAGCUCUGACUAAUAACAUCUUUUAUGUUGUCUUUGUGGUUUUUAAAUCAUUUAUUGUGACAUGUUGUCCAAAUACAACUCUUGAUGAAAGGAAGCUGAAAAACAAAAGCAAAAAUACCUUAUGAUUAGAAAGCGAAAGAGAAAAAUGAAGGUGGAUUUGUUGCAACAAGAAUAUUUCUCAAACAGUAACAUUUGUAUUCUCAUUUUAAGCGGUUUUACGUUUUGUGGCCCCUCCCCAACCCUCUGAGUUUUCAUUUUAAAAGAUGUGAUAAUAUGUGUAGGGUAAAGAGAUCUGGGCUUCUCAUUUAAAGGUGAGCAAUGAUAUUGAUUUGCAUCAGUGACAUCUUACCAUAAUUCUUUUCCUCUUUUUAAGUCCUAUGCCUUUUUCCUCGCCAUAAAACAAAACGUGACCAUCCUUAUAGUACAAACACAUACCUAAGGCACUCAUUUUUCUUUUGAAAUAACAAAAAAUAACCCAAGUUUCCUGCUUCUCUAUACUAUUCUUUCUUCUGGUAGCUUAUUAAACAAAGUCCAUAUUUAAUAGCCUGGUUCUGGAAACAGUUCUUCUUUUGUUGCCUUUCUUUAAGCAUGAUAUGAGUUUUCAAGAUUAUGCAGUAUCAGAAAAGAUAAGUACCAUAAGAAGGUUACGUUCUUAGACUUACUAGAGGUAUUUGUGUUUGCAAAACAAAGUUACCUGACUCUUCUUGUCCCAAGAAUGCAGUCUUGCAAUUUUUGCGUUUUAGUUUCUAUGACCCAGAUUCUGUGUUGUCCAUAAUACUGUGGUGUCUUACUCUCAGAAUGAUUAAUUCUUCACACCAAUGUCUUGUUGACAGCUUUGAUGUCACCUGUAGGAAUACACCCUGCUGCACGAAGGUGGAUAUCUUACUGUAUAAAAUGUCCAUGUGGUCGUCUUUAGGUUCUAGAACAAAUCCUUAGUUUUACAGAUCACUUCUGUCAGCACAGAUGCAGAUUUUGAGAGCUUUGUGUAUAUAUAUAAUCAUGUUUGUAUUUUUCCUCAAUGUUAUCAAUUUAGUGCUUUUGUUUAAAAUAGUUUCUUUUGAAGGUGGGGUAGGGAUGUAUAUAACUGAGGAAAAAAGGGUAGAUGUACUUUAAAGUAUAUCACGUUCUUUUUAGGUCUCUGUACUGAAGGUUCAAUUUUUUUUUUUAUGAGUUCACUUUUCACCUACUCUAUUCUUUGUGCAAAAAAAAAUGCAUCUAGGAAAACAUAGUUUAAAUAUUGUAUAUAAGAUAAUGAAAGUUAGUAAUGCUCAUUAUUUAAUAAAAGUUUGUAAAGUACAAAGUAAA
Molecule: messenger RNA, 7543 nt
Organism: Hipposideros armiger (great roundleaf bat)
Lineage: Eukaryota; Metazoa; Chordata; Mammalia; Chiroptera; Hipposideridae
Gene: PLEKHG1
Product: pleckstrin homology and RhoGEF domain containing G1
Exons: 17
Coding region: 937-5103 (1388 amino acids)
Molecular function (GO): guanyl-nucleotide exchange factor activity; small GTPase binding
Source: RefSeq, a predicted model, not a curated record